Messenger RNA from Brienomyrus brachyistius, 4641 nucleotides. RefSeq names its product otoconin 90 (gene oc90). NCBI's taxonomy places the organism in Eukaryota, Metazoa, Chordata, Actinopteri, Osteoglossiformes, Mormyridae. The coding region runs from base 2369 to 4372 and encodes 667 amino acids. The transcript is spliced from 17 exons. Gene Ontology annotation, molecular function: phospholipid binding; calcium ion binding. The record is from RefSeq and is a predicted model, not a curated record. Gene Ontology annotation, biological process: arachidonate secretion; phospholipid metabolic process; lipid catabolic process.
AGGGCUCCCGAGGAAACAGGCUCAGCCCUCGCCGUCUGUCUGCCGCCUGAAUGCUCGCGGCCGUAGUAGCUGGCGCUGGACUGCAGGGGGCAGGGUGCCUCCUCAAACCUCACACUUAUUUAAAUGGGCGCCACAUGUACAUACAGAACACAUACCAACACAUAGUACAACACCUAGUAAAUAUAGCACAACAGCAAUAAUAAUAAUAAUAUACAUUAUAAUGGAUUAUCAGUAGGUGGGUGUGUAAUGCAUAUGACAAUGCAUGCUGUAAACAUUUAUAUAAUUAUAAAGCAUACUUUUUCGGAGGUCACUCGUGUUUUCUUUUAACUGUGAAUUAGUCUGUUCGGAAAUGGAGAUGCAGAAGUUAUUUAAACAUGUUGUACAUACUGUAGGUCUUGGCCUGCUGUAAAUAACUUCCAGAAGAAUCAAUAAUUAAACUGGCUGUUUGGCGGUAUUUGUGUCGCGCUGUGUAACGGAUGACUGACCCAGACCGAGGUUUAUUAACGCAUGUUCGGUAACGACUGGCUGUGUGAGCAGGGUAUUGAUGCGCCUGGACUGAGGCCUGCCUGAUAAUUGCUUUAAUGACAGGUCUGCUGCUGAUGAUGUCACUCAGUCUGUGUGCUUGCUUAGUGGGGGGCACUUGGGGGACAGGCUUGGCUCUGUGUCAGCAUAGGGGGACUUUGUUGCCCCGGGGGGUGCCCUUUUGAGGCCUCCGUGACCCGGAUGCCGCGGGUCAGGACCUGUUCAGCCCUGAGGUCUAAGUGCUGUGUGGUUCCUUUUCUUACUCCCGGUUUCGGUUAUGGGGGGGCUCAGGCAGUGGUGUGAGGGGAAGCCUUGUUUCAUGGUGACCACCCGUGCAUACAAGCCUGGUCCGAUGGGUCCGUUCCAGGAUCCACCCCCCCCAGAACAUGUAUCAGCUCAUUGUUAACCCAUAAUUAAGGCAACCUGUGUGGGACCUUUUAAAAAGCCCACUGGAUCAGAGGCCAUUUGAAUGGAACAUCACCCAGGAGGAGACACGCAUCCCCAAACACUAGAGGUGAGUCUGGCUUCACCUGCCGUCUCUUAACCAGCCUCUGCAUGAAGCUUAGGUCUUACACUCAUGAUGCAUUUAUGGAGAAAAGGUUGGUGCUACCUAAUCGUUUUGUAAAUGUCUAAUAAUUCACAUUUAGCCUCUAUUGGAGUUUCAGGCCUCUAGAUAAGUGUCUCCCAGCCUGGCCCACGGUCCACGUUUUUGCUCCCUGCCAGACAGUCGAUAUACUUGCUCCUACUGGGAGGGAGCAAAAAUGUGGACUGUCUGCGGGUCCCUUAGGACCAGACUGGCCAACGCUGCUCUACAUGGUAUUUAUGCUGUAGGAUAAAACUGUCUUUGCUACAUUUCAGAUUGUCACAUUUGACUGUUAUUGCCACAGACCAUCAAUGACUUGAACAAGCCGAAAUCAGAAUAUCUGCUCAAAUAAUGAAAAUUAUUAUUAUAUUUAUGGGGGCAUAAGUGCACAAUAUCUGAAGCUGCAGCAGCAGAUGUAUAGUUCUGACGAGCGGAUAUGACCAGGGUCAAUCAGAGAACGUGAAGAGGAGCCUGCUAAUGAUCUCCUCAUCUGAAGCUCCACAGCGGCUUAGGUGGAAAAGCCGCAGAUGGGCCCGAUUUAGCAACACGGUGAUCUCCCACGUGCUAGCACGGCGCCACACUGCAUUAUGGGAAACGGGCUCUGAACUCCUAGGCGGGGGCUGUGCGGGACCUUCUGAUCCCCGGAACGGCGGCUGGCAGACGGCAGGGGCCUCAUUAGAAGCAGCGUGGAAGAGGGCGGAAGCGGCGUUUCGGUAGCUAACCGGAGCUUUAAUGAGAAGAGGGUUCGACGUGAGGGAAGAGUCUGGGGGUGUCUGUGGGAAUCUCAGCAUCUCCAAAGACGCUCACCUGAAAAAGGCCGGAAGUUUUCCUCCACUGCACGUUACAUACAAAUCUGAAGUUUGUACAAACAUAUUUGGCUAGAAAAUGUCCACCAACAGUCUUACAGACAAGGAUGGGAUAUGAGGUCAUGGUUUGGCCAUUAAAAUAUUCCUCUGCAUUUCAGUAUAGUGUUGGUGCUUAUUCCCUUAAACCUUUUGGGCCAACAUGGAAACUACUAGAAAGGGGCUGUUCAAAUCCCGAUCCUCAAGGUCCGAGCACUGCUAGUUUCACAGCCUUCCUUUCCCUGUGAGACAGGUGUGAAGCCUUCAGCCAAUCAGAAUCAGCAAUUAUUAAACUAACUACUGGGGCGAACUGAAAACACGGCCUGGAUUUGGAAUCGAGAUUCAAAUUUGAAGUGUCCGGGAUUACACGCCCGAUUAAGCUGCAGGAUUUUCUUUCUGUGUCUCUCCAGAGCUGGAGAACAUGCUUCUCUCAUUGCUGCUGACGCUGUUAUCAGCUCCGACCGUCCUUUCCCAGAAUUCCUCGUUCUGCCCAGGGCCAGCCGACCCCACAGCUGCUCAGCUUCUGAUUGCAGGCUGCCUGGGGACGGGCUUCACUUGGCUCCAGGAGCUGCAGGACAGCUUCCCGUCCCUCUUACGCUUCGCCUGGUGCCUGCGCUGCACGACGGGUCUGUGUCCGCGAGACCUGGAGGACUACGGCUGCUCCUGCCGAUACCAGGGGGGCCGGGGGACCGUCGACGACAUGGACGGGUGCUGCUUCCGCCACAGGGAGUGCUACAGAGCCGCGAGCGAGCGCGGCUGCCGCUCGCAACCCGACACCACGUCUCACAGCAUCACCUGCGGCCAGAGCAACGUGAUUUGUGAUGUGAGCGAUCCAUGUGCCCAGGACUGGUGCCUGUGUGACAAGGCGGCCAUCGAAUGCAUGGGACGGUCCCCCUACAACCCCUCCUGGAGGCACCUGGACUCCGCAUCGUGCCCCUCGGGCCACGCGACCGGUUCUGGACCGCCGACAAACGGUUCCCUUCAGAACCUGCGGGCGGAAGGUUCUCCCGCGGUUCCGGCAGCUGCCGUGGAUUUCCUCACCGAUGGGCCCCUUUUACCAGAAAAUGGAACACUGGCCACCAGCACAUUGGACCCUGAGACUGACCUCAACCAGACCCUGGUGUUUGCUGACCUCUCUGCAGAAUCUCUGUAUGAAGGUGAGACGGAGCUGGAGACAGAGGAAAUGCUGACUGCAGGAUCUCCACGUCCUUCUCUAGAAGGAGAAAGAGAGAGUAGCAGCAUGCGUGCCCCAGAGGCUGAGCAGAACCGUCAGCUGCCUCUGCAGGUCCCAGUGGAGACUCUCUCUGAAGUCCUAAACAGACAAGAAACGAAGACGGCGGUGCCGACCAAGAGACAGGAGACACACACCACGCUAGCUAGCCGGCCUUCGCCGUCCACCACUGAUGCAACGGCAGAAAUGGAUGCUGAGGCAGAAGAUGUGACCGAACCUGUAACGGAGUCAUUGGUUGGUACUAUGCAGACAAUGGCGGCUCCACCAAUCCGCACGACACAUUCUACCCCGAACUCUGCAGAACUUGACUCUUUCACAGAAGCCAAGGAGCCGGUGUCCGCGACAAAAGGCCGUGCAGCUCAGAGAGACAGGAAGAGGACGGUGGCACAACCUGGCACGUCUGCUGAGGCCGAGCCGCAAGACAGGCCCUCGUGCAAAGAGACAGAUUCGCGAGAUGAAUCCCGAGAGAAAGGAGCGUACCAGCCCAAGCCAAAGGCUGUGCCCUUAUUUGCGCUCUCUCUCCUGGAAGCGGCUGGCCUCAUUGACCUUCCUGUGGACCACAACCCUGAAGAGUGCAGCCACACCUUCACCCAGUACGGCGCGGACGGCCGGCCGAGCCAAGAGAUGCCCGCGCUGGGCGAGAUGCUGCACUGCCUGACAGGCCGCUGCCCGCACGACUAUGAGAUGCAUGGCUGCUACUGUGGCCAGGAGGGGCGUGGCCGGCCCGUGGACCAGCUAGACAGCUGCUGUUUCUUCCACCAGUGCUGCCUGGAGCAGAUAAGGAUGCUGGGAUGCCGCCCAGAACGCAGGCUGGGCCUUCACAUCACCUGCCAAGGGGGCCAGCCGCAGUGCUUCGGGAUUGGCGUCUGCGACAAGCUGCAGUGUGUGUGUGACAAAGCCAGUGCCCAGUGCAUGGCUGCUGCCCAGCACAACGAGAGCGUCUCCGCGCAGCAGUGCCGCGGCCCCAAGUCCCCCUGCCGGCGCAGGCCACUCGCCCUGCCCUGGCUCCGCCCACCGACCCACUUGCCCGACUCCAGCGAAGAGAGUGGAACUUGGGAGGGAACAAGACGGGAAGGGAUCCAGAGUCGCCCCAUCCGGCCUGAGGCGGAGGACAGUGUUGCCAUGGAAACCAGUAGAAUGACCAGCGAUGAAGGAGCUGGGGGACUGGGUGAGCUGACUGAGGAAGGAGCCUAGAAAACAGCCCUCCCUCCGCAUUUACGGGGGGUACCAACAGGGGGUGCUCUCGGAACAGCCCAAAAACCUCACAAUGGUAUUUUCUUUAUUAAAUAAACCUUGCACUUUAAAGUUUGUCCAGCUUUAGGUCUCGAAGUGCAGAGCAAAACACAGCAAAACCCACUUCCUGUGGAGUCAGAAGUAUCAGUAUCCCUCCCCCCCGUUAGAGACCGGACCUCCCCUCCUGCCCCCCCACCUGCGGCAUGAAGGCUGAAGCAACCACAUUUUGA